Messenger RNA from Acanthosepion pharaonis, 1686 nucleotides. NCBI's taxonomy places the organism in Eukaryota, Metazoa, Mollusca, Cephalopoda, Sepiida, Sepiidae. The record is from the annotation of a GenBank genome assembly.
AUGUACGAUUUAGGUACGUAUCGGAAAGUAUAUUAUUAUAAGAAUCUAACAUUCAAAAUUGAAUUUUUAAGAAAUCCUACAGGUUACAGCCAUAUUUUAAUGUAUCAAAUUCAUCUCUUUGACUUUCUUUCUUUCUUUUCUUUUCUUUCUUUCUUUCUUUUUUCUUAUCUUUCUUUUUUUCUUUUCGUUUCUUUCUUUCUUUCUUUUCUUUUCUAUCUUUCUAUUCUUUCUUUCUUUUCUUUUCUUUCUUUCUUCCUUCCUUUCUUUUCUUUCUUUUCUUUCUUUCUUUUCGUUUCUUUAUUUCUUUCUUUUCUUUCUUUCUUUUCUUUUCUAUCUUUCUAUUCUUUCUUUCUUUCUUUUCUUUUCUUUCUUUCUUCCUUUCUUUCUUUUCUUUCUUUUCUUUCUUUCUUUCUUUUCGUUUCUUUAUUUCUUUCUUUUCUUUUCUAUCUUUGUAUUCUUUCUUUCUUUUCUUUUCUUUCUUCUUUCUUUCUUUCUUUCUUCCUUUCUUUCUUUCUUUCUUUCUUUUCUUUUCUUUCUUUCUUUUCUUUCUUUCUUUUCUUUUCUUUUUUCUUUCUUUCAUUCUUCCUUUCUUUCUUUCUUUCUUUAAUGCUUGCCUUGGCCUGGCCACGAACAGUUGGCUUCUUCCUUCCUUCCUUCCUUCCUUCCUUCCUUCCUUCCUUCCUUCCUUCCUUCCUUCUUACAUUCAGUCUUCCUUCCUUCCUUCCUUCCUUCUUACAUUCAUUCAGUCUCCCUUCCUUCCUUCCUUCCUUCCUUCCUACAUUCAGUCUUCCUUCCUUCCUUCCUUCCUUCCUUCCUUCCUUCCUUCCUUCCUUCCUUCCUUCCUUCUUACAUUCAGUCUUCCUUCCUUCCUUCCUUCCUUCCUUCCUUCUUACAUUCAGUCUUCCUUCCUUCCUUCAUUCAUUCCUUCCUUCCUUCUUACAUUCAGUCUUCCUUCCUUCCUUCCUUCCUUCCUACAUUCAGUCUUCCUUCCUUCCUUCCUUCCUUCCUUCCUUCCUUCCUUCCUUCCUUCUUACAUUCAGUCUCCCUUCCUUCCUUCCUUCAUUCAUUCAUUCCUUCCUUCCUUCUUACAUUCAGUCUUCCUUCCUUCCUUCCUUCUUAUAUUCAGCCUUCCUUCCUUCCUUCCUUCAUUCAUUCCUUCCUUCCUUCUUACAUUCAGUCUUCCUUCCUUCCUUCCUUCCUUCCUUCCUUCCUUCCUUCCUUCCUUCCUACAUUCAGUCUUCCUUCCUUCCUUCCUUCCUUCUUACAUUCAGUCUUCCUUCCUUCCUUCCUUCUUACAUUCAGUCUUCCUUCCUUCCUUCCUUCCUUCCUUCCUUCCUUCCUUCCUUCAUUCAUUCAGUCUUCCUUCCUACCUUCCUUCCUUCCUUCCUACAUCCUACAUUCAGUCUUCCUUCCUUCCUUCCUUCCUUCCUUCCUUCCUUCCUACAUUCAGUCUCCCUUUCUUCCUUCCUUCCUUACUUCCUUCCUUCCUUCCUACAUUCAGUCUUCCUUCCUUCCUUCCUUCCUUCCUUCCUUUCUUCAUUCAUUCAUUCAGUCUUCCUUCCUUUCUUCCUUCCUUUCUUCAUUCCUACAUUCAGUCUUCCUUCCUUCCUUCCUUCCUUCCUUCCUUCCUACAUUCAUGCCUUCUUUCAUUCAUUCAUUUUUUUUCUUUCCUUACUCCUUCGUUAA